UUUUUUUUCUCAUAUAUAUAUAUAUAUAUAUAUAUGUAUAUAUAUUAUUAUUAUUUUUUUUUUUUUUAGCUUCUCUGGUCACGUCCGUGUGUUAGUGUAGUGCCUUUUUUUUUUUGAUCUUAUCUCCAGGCGGGUCAGAAUAUAAGACGAGUCUCACGUGGUGAACUUGACGGUGGCGCAACCAGCGCAGAAAAGUAGUAUAUCUCUUUGAUGCGUGUGUAUGUUUUCGCUUGCCCGUUCGAGAAGGGUUGAACCAGUCGACGGUGCAAUCUCAGGCGAAAUUUGCGCUGGACAGGGUACAGCUGGUUCCUGCGCGGCACUUGCAGGCUGGGGACGAGGCGGUGGAAUCCAGGAUUGUAGCGGUCAGAAGCAGCAGAGAAAAGCAGAGAAUUAGAGCGAAGGAUGCAGGAAAAAGAAAUUGUAUUGAAAUAAUAACCACUGGUGGAAAAGAUUAUUCCAGCGAUGGUUACAAGAAGAGACAGAAAAGGAAA
This is a messenger RNA of Aspergillus ruber CBS 135680, 491 nucleotides long. RefSeq lists its product as uncharacterized. The record is from RefSeq and is a predicted model, not a curated record. NCBI's taxonomy places the organism in Eukaryota, Fungi, Ascomycota, Eurotiomycetes, Eurotiales, Aspergillaceae. The coding region runs from base 221 to 394 and encodes 57 amino acids. The transcript has a single exon.